AUGUCUACCUAUGCCGACAAGAGUCUGAUGGACCAGCCCACGUAUAUUUGUCCUAUUGAUGCCGAGCCACUUCACCGCUACCGACAAGGCGGUUACCACCCAGUCACCUUAGGAGAAUGCCUUAAAGCUGGAAGGUAUAAGGUUUUGCAUAAAUUAGGAUGGGGUGGCUACUCGACAGUUUGGGCCGCGAGAGAUCAAAGGACAGAGAGCUACGUCGCUGUGAAGAUUUCUACUGCAGAAAAGAAUGAUGACAAGGAGACACGAGAACUCCAAACUCUGAAGGAAUUGGCAUCUUAUCAACCGAGUCUGACGCAUGUGGUGCAGUUGCUCGAUGAUUUCGAUCUAAUGGGUCCAAAUGGAUUUCAUAAAUGCCUCGUUUAUGAACUUCUGGGACCAAACAUUCCGGACGUAAUUGAGGCACACUUCUCCAGUGGGAGACUCCCCGGAAGGCUUGCUAAAACCAUUGCCAAGCAAAGUCUUGCCGGGCUUCAUGAUUUGCACCAACGAAAUAUUGGACAUGGAGAUUUGCACACUCGCAAUUUGGCCUUCAACAUGCCUUGCUUCGACAAGAUAACCGAGGAGACUUUUUUUGAGAUAGUGGGAAAACCUGAAAUAGGUCGUGUCCAAAGGCGCGAUGGGAAAGACCAUGAGCUCGGCGUGCCGGAAUAUAUUGUGAAGCCUACCUCAUACCGAACCUGUCUUUGGAACUCGGCUCAGUCAAUCAAAAUAAUUGACUUCGGAGAAUCAUUUUCAUGUCCUACUGUUCCUCACACGCUACACACACCUUUGCCUGUUCGAGCACCCGAAGUUAUAUUCCAGGAUAAAAUUGAUCAUCAUGUUGACUUGUGGAGUAUGGGCUGCAUGCUCUUCGAACUUUUCACAGGCCAGCCACCUUUUGACACCUUCUUAAUAACAACCCCAAUUCUCAUCAGUCAAAUGCACGAGAUGGCAAGUGACGAUCUACCUAAACGAUGGCAAAAGAUAUGGGAUAAGAUGGAUAAAGAGGACGGCGUGACCGCGGAAAGCCCCGGACCGAAUUUGCAAGAAUGGCUGGAAGAAUUGUAUUUUGAUGGACGCCAGAUCCCUGAUCUCCCAAGAGAGGAUAUAGUGAGGCUUGGAAAAAUCAUUGGAAGGUUGUUGUGUUUUGAACCGUCGGCAAGGGCAUCGGCGAGAGAGAUCCUGGAUGACCCUUGGUUUAAUGAGUAA
Penicillium pulvis is the source of this 1206-nucleotide messenger RNA. RefSeq lists its product as uncharacterized. The record is from RefSeq and is a predicted model, not a curated record. NCBI's taxonomy places the organism in Eukaryota, Fungi, Ascomycota, Eurotiomycetes, Eurotiales, Aspergillaceae. Gene Ontology annotation, biological process: regulation of mRNA processing; protein phosphorylation; spliceosomal complex assembly. Gene Ontology annotation, molecular function: ATP binding; protein kinase activity. The coding region runs from base 1 to 1206 and encodes 401 amino acids. The transcript is spliced from 4 exons.